AUGUCUACCGCCGUCGCAUCAGCCGCGGCCGCACCGCUCCCAUCUCCUCGCAUGAACAGAGACUCGAGUCCGAGACGGCUGGCUCCAGCAAAUACCAGCAACCAAUCCAGCUCUACGCCACCGCGCGCGGCCAUUGUGUCUCGAGAUGGGUCUUCCAAUAAGAGUUCCCCUGCCGGGAAGAAAAUGACUUCUCCCUCCUCGCAGAACGGCAGCAACCCCCCGAAAGUUAUCGUGAAAAAGGAGCCGCCCUCGUCGCCUGGAAUGCAAACCAGUACCCGCCCCCGACCCCGAAAACUCGACCUUUCUACCAGCCUUCCUACCUCCGAAAGAUUGUCAGCCCGGGCCCCGGGUGGUCCUAUGACUGCUCGCGAUGUUAAGAUGCAGGACGUGGGAAUCGCCUGCCUGUCGCCUGGCUUUCAGACUCACGACCCGAUUAUGCGGGAACAACUGCAAAGAAGCCUAUCAGUGCGCGACCAGCAACGGCAUAUAAUUGAAGCCAGGCUCCAAAAAUCGGCUAAAGAUGACGGUCCAGACGGCGUCAAACCGUCCGAAUCCAACCCAUUUAGUAUCCCAAAGGCCGGUGCUUCGAAAAGAAGAGCCCCCCCGGGGCUCUCCAUUGUACCCCCAACGGCGGCCCAGUUUGCGAACGAGCGUGUCGUCCAAUCUGCACCACUUAACCAGACAUUUACGGGCCGUCAUCAGCCACAACCGCUAACGCGGCACGUGGUGAACCAGAGCCCAACACUAGGCUCUAGUUCACAUAUUCACCAUGUACCUGCCACACAAACCAGCAAUCGCCUUCCACCCCUUUCAGAUGUUUUCGGCUCCGAUGCCCUGGCAGCUUCUCGGGACCAUGACUCGAACCGCACUCCUUACUACCAGGGAUCAACUGCAUCUAAUUCAAACCAGUCAAAUAACCUGCCUCCUCUACCAUCGCCCAGAAUACCGGGGAGUGCGCAACAAUCGAACCGACCCCGCGAAUACCGUUCAGCCGAGGAGGCAGUUCAAGAUUUAUCUGGUGGGCGAGAAGACCUACUGCCACGUAUUGUGCACUACGGUGGACAUCAACCUCCAACCCCGCCUUCCCCCCGCGCCGUCAAUGGUCCAAAGUCAGCUGUGCCUCACCUUGAAACUGUGCCAAUGGGGAGUGCGCACGCUCCGCAUCAUCCAGCACCAUACGCAGCGGAAGGAACUUCUCGUCGCCGUCCCAGAAGUGAAUAUGAGCGGGAUAACGGAAGCCCACCCUUGGGGCAUGGACCCGAUUCUCAUUAUAGACCCAAUCCCGCAUUGGGACAUGGUGCGGGUGCUGCCUAUGGUCCGUUUGGGGCAGGGCGGGACUCUCCGGAGACGCAGCGGAGAAAGAAAGAAGAAUUCUUGGGUCUCUGUGCUCGCGCCUGGGACCUAUUCCAUUCUUAA
Molecule: messenger RNA, 1416 nt
Organism: Aspergillus puulaauensis
Lineage: Eukaryota; Fungi; Ascomycota; Eurotiomycetes; Eurotiales; Aspergillaceae
Exons: 2
Coding region: 1-1416 (471 amino acids)
Source: RefSeq, a predicted model, not a curated record